AUGUGUCUCUCAGCACACUUUGGAACCCAUGUGUCUCUCAGCACACUUUGGAACCCAUGUGUGUCUCAGCACACUUUGGAACCCAUGUGUCUCUCAGCACACUUUGGAACCCAUGUGUCUCUCAGCACACUUUGGAACCCAUGUGUGUCUCUCAGCACACUUUGGAACCCAUGUGUCUCUCAGCACACUUUGGAACCCAUGUGUCUCAGCACACUUUGGAACCCAUGUGUCUCAGCACACUUUGGAACCCAUGUGUGUCUCUCAGCACACUUUGGAACCCAUGUGUCUCAGCACACUUUGGAACCCAUGUGUCUCAGCACACUUUGGAACCCAUGUGUGUCUCUCAGCACACUUUGGAACCCAUGUGUCUCAGCACACUUUGGAACCCAUGUGUCUCAGCACACUUUGGAACCCAUGUGUGUCUCUCAGCACACUUUGGAACCCAUGUGUCUCAGCACACUUUGGAACCCAUGUGUCUCAGCACACUUUGGAACCCAUGUGUCUCAGCACACUUUGGAACCCAUGUGUCUCAGCACACUUUGGAACCCAUGUGUCUCAGCACACUUUGGAACCCAUGUGUGUCUCUCAGCACACUUUGGAACCCAUGUGUCUCUCAGCACACUUUGGAACCCAUGUGUCUCUCAGCACACUUUGGAACCCAUGUGUCUCUCAGCACACUUUGGAACCCAUGUGUCUCUCAGCACACUUUGGAACCCAUAUGUGUCUCAGCACACUUUGGAACCCAUAUGUGUCUCUCAGCACACUUUGGAACCCAUGUGUCUCUCAGCACACUUUGGAACCCAUGUGUCUCUCAGCACACUUUGGAACCCAUGUGUCUCAGCACACUUUGGAACACACAUCCUCUCAUAA
Procambarus clarkii (red swamp crayfish) is the source of this 870-nucleotide messenger RNA. The record is from RefSeq and is a predicted model, not a curated record. NCBI's taxonomy places the organism in Eukaryota, Metazoa, Arthropoda, Malacostraca, Decapoda, Cambaridae.